Messenger RNA from Cephus cinctus (wheat stem sawfly), 1228 nucleotides. RefSeq names its product translation initiation factor eIF-2B subunit alpha (gene eIF2Balpha). Gene Ontology annotation, cellular component: eukaryotic translation initiation factor 2B complex. Lineage: Eukaryota; Metazoa; Arthropoda; Insecta; Hymenoptera; Cephidae. The transcript is spliced from 8 exons. Gene Ontology annotation, molecular function: translation initiation factor activity; guanyl-nucleotide exchange factor activity. The coding region runs from base 199 to 1107 and encodes 302 amino acids. Gene Ontology annotation, biological process: translational initiation. The record is from RefSeq and is a predicted model, not a curated record.
GCACGAACGAACCUUAUGUUGCCUGAUAGAAGCACAGUUCUAUACUGUAAUUAUGAUCUAUGUAGGUCUAUGCUAGAAUUUCACAGAAAGGCAUUAAUUUAACCUAUGAAAAUACAUAUGUUUCACUGUAAUCCUUUCUUCUGUAUUUAUUUUUUGAAAUAGUGAAACAAAAUCCUCGUUAUAAGGUGAACAAAUACUAUGGAAAAAGAAGAAAUUUGUCAAUUUUUCAAUGGAAUUAUCAGAGAUGAAAAAAAUGUUUCUGCAGGAAUGGCAGCAAUUAGAACACUGUUGAAAGUGUUAGAGCAUGCAAAAUCAGAGACAGUUCAGGAACUUAGGUACUGCCUUCAAAAUGCAGUUGAUGCAAUGAGAUCUACAGAUCAUCCUGUAACUGCAAUUGCAUCUGGUAGUGAACUAUUUCUUAGGUUCAUUACAUUGGCUACAUUAGACACUCCAUCUUUUGCAGAAUGUAAAGGAAUCAUGAUCUACAGAGGAAAAGUCUUUUAUGAAAAAUUAGUAGCAGCUAGAGGUAAAGUUGCAAGAGUGGCUGCAAAUUUUAUUAAUGAUGGAUCAAAAAUUUUAACCCAUUCAAAGUCAAGAGUUGUUUUGCAAGCAAUGAAGGAGGCUGUUGCAAACAAGAAAAUAUUUGAAGUUUAUGUUACGGCAUCUUCACCUGAUAACAGUGGAGAGAUAAUGUGCCAAGAUUUACAACAAUUGGGUGUUUCCUGUACACUGAUACUUGAUUCUGCAAUGGGUUAUAUGAUGGAACAAGUUGAUAUGGUAAUGGUAGGAGCUGAAGGUGUUGUAGAAAGUGGUGGUGUAAUUAAUAAGAUUGGAACAUAUACUAUGGCAAUGUGUGCCAAGGAAGUGAAGAAACCUUUUUACGUUUUAACAGAAAGUUUUAAAUUCUCAAGAAUAUACCCGUUAAAUCAAGUUGACCUUCCAAACGAGUUUAAGUACACUGCCAGUACGUUACUAAAAAAAGAUCUACGAAAAGAACAUCCUUUAGUCGAUUACACACCACCGCAUUAUAUUAAUUUGUUAUUUACUGAUUUAGGAAUAUUAACACCUUCAGCCGUCAGUGACGAGCUCAUCCAGCUUUAUUUAUGAAAUCAAUUUUUCACAUAUAUUUGUACGUACAAUAUCCAUGUCAUUUUCUACGUCAUUACAUUUGUUAAGUAAUAAAAGGAAAAUGUGCACAACUGAAAUAGAACAUCAGUACCAUAAUCUA